AUUAGGAAAUGGUGUGUGAAAGGGUUAGUGGCUGGUCAGCUAUCUGAAACUAGAGCAAGACCUUUCGUGUCUGUAGGCGUUGUUUAUUUAAGUUUUAGCGACAGGGCAGCAUUGAGGUGUCUUUGUUUGUAUGUGCAGUGCGAUACAAUUAAUGUCAAAAGUCUGAGACUAACAUAUACAAAGCGAGCAAGCUUUUGUUUGCGAAACGAUAAUGCUAACUAGCGAUAGCUAACUUGCUAGCUUGCUCAGUGUCUUGAGUCGUCAGGAGCGUUGUGUUGACUCCUACACACCAGCUACCUUGUGGAUUAGUUCUUUGGCCUCGUAGCCAACCUUUUACGAAUGGCAAUGUCUUUGACAUAGCCAACUAGUAUUAACGAUGUAUGUGUGUAGAGAUACUUGUGAUGCAGAUUGUGUGUGGCCACUGGAACGCCAGGUAUAGCUACUACCUCAUGCGGAAUAACUGUCGUAGCUAGCUAGAGUAGCUAACGACUCCAAUGGAAUAGGGUAUAAAAGUGAAUGAUCAGCUGAUUGAGCUAACCAGCUAAUCUAUUUAGCUUGCUGUAGUUGUCCUCGUUGUUAAAGGGCUUUGUGGAUGUUCCGCAAUGAAGGCGACGAGGAUCUGUCAACUUCUAUUUGUUGUCAUAUUUGUGUCUCUGGGAACAACAGCUGAUUUGCAAGCCGAAGAGAAUGAAGUGCCAGACGUCAAGCAGAACAUAGAGAAGAAGGAACAGGUCCCAGUAGGGGCCCAUGUGGUAGCAGGCCAGUCCAUUUACCCACAGGAGCCAACCCCAACGGAGGAGCAGGCCCAGGAGGAGCAGGAGCAUGGCAGGGGAGCACCAGAAAUGGAGGUGGAGAAGGAGGACCUACCUGACCAGCCCUCCCCUCCCCAAGUGAAGCCCAAAGAGAUUCCCGUGGCGAUUGGGGGCACAGCCUCAGGGGAGCCCUGCCUCUUCCCAUUCCGCUUCCUGGGCAAGGAGUACAGCGACUGCACUACCGAGGGCCGCCGCGACGGCAGGCUGUGGUGUGCCACCACCUACGAUUACGACCACGACAAAAAGUGGGGCUUCUGUGAAACGGAGGAGCAGGCAGAACAGAGGCGGCAAGCUGAGGAGGCCGAGGAACAGUAUCAGUCUGCCGUCCGGAUGAUCAACAGCACCAACCGGAAGAGCCAGAAGAAAGAGGCAUAUGAGAGGCUACUGAAGAUCUCUGCUAAAGGUCACGUCAAAGCGACAGAGAAGGUGGCCUAUGCCAUGUUGUUUGGAGAAUACAUCCCUCAGAACGUCACUAAGGCCAAGGAUCUGUUUGAGAAGCUUGCACUUGAUGGGUCCCCCAAAGCCCAAAUGGCUCUCGGCUUCCUGUAUGCGGCAGGUCUGGGAGUGAACUCCAGUCAAGCGAAGGCUUUGGUUUACUAUACCUUUGGUGCCUUGGGUGGUAACCUGCUUGCCCAUAUGAUUCUGGGCUACAGAUACUUUGGAGGAGUUGGAGUGCCUCAGAGCUGCGAAUCAGCGCUCACUCACUACAGACUCGUGGCCAAUCAUGUGGCUAACGACGUCUCCCUGACGGGGGGCAGUGCUGUGCAGAGGAUCCGACUGCUGGACGAGGUGGAGAACCCUGGCUCCAGCAGCAGCAUGCUGGAGGAGGACCUCAUCCAGUACUACCAGUUCCUGGCCGAGAAGGGAGAUGUCCAGGCACAGGUUGGUCUGGGUCAGCUGCAUCUUCAUGGCGGUCGAGGAGUUGAGCAGAAUCACCAGCGUGCCUAUGACUACUUCAACCAAGCUGCCAAUGCAGGAAACACCCAUGCCAUGGCCUUUUUAGGAAAGAUGUACUCCGAGGGGAGUGAGUUUGUGCCGCAGAACAACGAGACGGCGCUGCAGUACUUCAAAAAGGCCUCUGAUCUGGGUAACCCAGUGGGACAGAGUGGUCUGGGAAUGGCCUACCUGUAUGGAAGAGGGGUCCCUGUGAACUAUGAGCUGGCUCACAAAUACUUCCAGAAAGCUGCUGAACAAGGUUGGGUGGAUGGACAGCUUCAACUAGGAACCAUGUACUACAAUGGGAUUGGUGUGAAGCGAGACUACAAGCAGGCACUCAAGUACUUUAACCUGGCCUCCCAGGCUGGCCACAUCCUGGCCUACUACAACCUGGCACAGAUGCACGCCACUGGCACAGGGGUCAUGAGGUCCUGUCCUACUGCUGUGGAUCUCUUCAAGAACGUGUGUGAGCGCGGGCGCUGGUCUGAGCGUCUGAUGGCGGCCUACAGCAGCUUUAAGGACGGCGACCUGGACUCAGCGCUGGUGCAGUACCUGCUGCUGGCCGAGCAGGGCUACGAGGUCGCCCAGAGCAACGUGGCCUUCAUCUUGGACCAAACAGAGGGGUUGCGUAUCUUCAGUGAGAAUGAGACGUAUCCACGCGCGUUACUCCACUGGACCAGAGCUGCUGUCCAGGGCUACACAGUGGCCCGCAUCAAGCUGGGCGACUACCAUUUCUAUGGGUACGGCACGGAUGUGGACUACGAGACUGCAGUCAUGCACUACCGUCUGGCCUCAGAGCAGCAGAACAGCGCCCAGGCCAUGUUCAACCUGGGCUACAUGCACGAGAAGGGCCUGGGCAUCAAACAGGUGAAGGACAUCCACCUGGCCAAGCGCUUCUAUGACAUGGCAGCCGAGGCCAGUCCUGAUGCCCAGGUGCCCGUGUUCCUGGCACUGUGCAAGCUGGGAGUCGUCUACGCACUGCAGUACCUGCAGGAUCUCAAUCCGAGGGAUAUGUUUACUCAGGUGGACCUGGACCAGUUGCUGGGUCCUGAGUGGGAUCUGUACCUGAUGACGGUCAUCGCCCUGCUCCUGGGCACCGUCAUCGCCUACCGCCAGAGGCAGCACCAGGCUCCCCCGCGCCCGCCUCCAGUGCCCCCGAGACCCGCCGAGCAGCCUGACCAGCCUGACCAACCAGGGCCCGCCAUGCCUGAGGAGCAGUGAGACACCCAUCCACCCCCCCCCCCCCACCCCCUUACCCCUCAGCCAUCACCACCAGGAGCGGGGGAGAGAGCGGGCCGAGGAGAGGGCUAGCGGGAGCGCUAAGAGACUCAAAUCAGAAGCUCCUCUCCUCUGUUACCCCUCACUCUCCUAGGAAACUGCCCAACGAUGGAGGAGACCAUCCAUCAACUUCAUUA
This is a messenger RNA of Alosa alosa (allis shad), 3163 nucleotides long. RefSeq names its product SEL1L adaptor subunit of ERAD E3 ubiquitin ligase (gene sel1l). The record is from RefSeq and is a predicted model, not a curated record. Bases 603 to 2969 code for a protein of 788 amino acids. Gene Ontology annotation, biological process: ERAD pathway. Gene Ontology annotation, molecular function: protein binding. NCBI's taxonomy places the organism in Eukaryota, Metazoa, Chordata, Actinopteri, Clupeiformes, Clupeidae. Gene Ontology annotation, cellular component: endoplasmic reticulum membrane. The transcript has 21 exons.